AUGUUAGACUACGCUUUCAAAACUCAUUAAGAUACAAUUUAUAACUCUUAAGAAGUUUAGUCAAUUAUAGAUCAGAUUGUAGAAAUAUAAAAUUCGAAUUUGUUAAUAAAUCCCACUAUUACUGUGACACCUUAAAAAAUCUUUAAAGUAUUGUUUUUAAAUCAUAUUUGAU
Paramecium primaurelia is the source of this 172-nucleotide messenger RNA. The record is from the annotation of a GenBank genome assembly. NCBI's taxonomy places the organism in Eukaryota, Ciliophora, Oligohymenophorea, Peniculida, Parameciidae.